Messenger RNA from Vombatus ursinus (common wombat), 936 nucleotides. RefSeq names its product olfactory receptor 1361-like. Gene Ontology annotation, molecular function: G protein-coupled receptor activity; olfactory receptor activity. Gene Ontology annotation, cellular component: membrane. The record is from RefSeq and is a predicted model, not a curated record. The coding region runs from base 1 to 936 and encodes 311 amino acids. Gene Ontology annotation, biological process: G protein-coupled receptor signaling pathway. NCBI's taxonomy places the organism in Eukaryota, Metazoa, Chordata, Mammalia, Diprotodontia, Vombatidae. The transcript has a single exon.
AUGGGGAAUCAAACAGGGGUCUUGAAUUUUCUCCUUUUGGGUCUAUCUGACCAACCAGAGCAGCAGCAACUCCUUUUCAGACUGUUUCUGGGCAUGUACUUCAUUGCAACCCUGGGGAACCUGCUCACCAUCCUGGCAAUUUGUUUUGAUUCCCAUCUCUACACCCUUAUGUACUUCUUCCUUGCCAACCUAUCUUUUCUUGAUCUCUGUUUUACCUCCACCACAAUUCCCAAGAUGCUGAUAAAUUAUUCGUUAGGGAGUAAUGCCAUCUCCUAUGCAGAAUGCCUGGCUCAAAUGUAUUUCUAUAUUGCCUUUGGUGCAUCAGACAGCAUCCUCCUCUCUGUGAUGGCCUAUGACCACUACCUUGCUGUCUGUCACCCUUUACACUAUUGUACAAUCAUGACCUCAUGCCUUUGUGCCCUAUUGGUGGCUGUGCCUUGGGUUUCUGCUCACCUCAUUUCAAUGGUCCAUGCCGUAAUGAUAGCUCAGCUAUCUUUCUGUACAAAUAAUAAAAUCCCUCACUUCUUCUGUGACAUAAAUGCUUUGAUUAAAAUCUCAUGUUCUGAUGCCCAUGUCAAUGAAAUUUUGGUCUUUCUUCUUACCGGACCAAUAGUUUUAAUUUCUUUCACAUGCAUUUUGGUCUCUUACACUCCUAUUGUCUUUGCUGUGUGGAAAGUCCCAUCAGCUCAUGGGAAAUGGAAGGCCUUCUCUACUUGUGGCUCCCACCUGUCUGUGGUCUCUCUUUUUUUUGGCACCAUCAUUGGUGUGUAUUUCAACCCAUCCUCCACUCACACAGCCCAGAAAGACAUGAUAGCGACUGUGAUAUAUGCAGUGGUCACCCCUACACCGAACCCUUUCAUCUAUAGCCUUUGGAACAAGGACUUGAAAAGAGCCCUGGGGAAGCUUCUUGACUUACAAUGUUUCUCCAAGGGAUGA